Molecule: messenger RNA, 1549 nt
Organism: Daphnia pulex (common water flea)
Lineage: Eukaryota; Metazoa; Arthropoda; Branchiopoda; Diplostraca; Daphniidae
Product: N-acetylneuraminate 9-O-acetyltransferase-like
Exons: 6
Coding region: 142-1314 (390 amino acids)
Source: RefSeq, a predicted model, not a curated record
CUGCCCUGCAUCCCAGAAAGAUAUCAAAACUGAAUUAUUCCCUCUUGCCAUUUUUUAAAUUCAACUUUCACAUCAACCAAGAGUCGCUGUCGCAUCUCUCAAAGAUUCGCCAAAUUUACGUUAUUCUUACUCAUUUCAUCGAUGUUUCCGAACGAUUUGCAACUUUGCAUAAGACUUGCUAUUUAUACUGGGAAACACGGAUUUAUUAUCAUGGUUUAUGUCUUUGUGAUCAUCUUUUGCUGUUUCCAUUUGAUGACAAAUGGCGAAGUGAGAAGUUUUGUUGGCAUGUCUAUGGCAGGGAUUAAUUUGACAUUAUCUAAAAAGGAACUUUCCAUCUGUAAAAACAACUUAUUAGAUUUAAAGGCAUAUCAUUACGAAAAUUGGGUUAGCAGAUCCUAUAACAGCCAGUUAUCAGAAAAAAGGACUUACCAAAAAUCGUGUCGUCUACUGAAAUAUACGACUGGACGUGCUGUAAAAUGUAUUGAUGCGUUAAAUGAAGAGCGCAUUAAUCAAGAAAAUCUAGUAAUGGAAAAUAACAGCAAAAUUUUUCAGAAAUUACAUUUCGUAUUCGUUGGAGAUUCAAGAAUGCGACAACAAUUUUAUAAUUUUUUGAAGCUUAUUCCUGACUACGAUCGAAAAACUCAGCCAAUAAAAACAGAAAACAACAGCAUGCUAUUUCAUCACCAUGACAUUGACGUUGAGAGUAAAAUUCUGAGACUGCUAGUCUCAUUUAAAUGGCGACCUAUUAUUAAUGAAACUGUCAUGGAAACGAUCCACGAAUGGGAAAUCUCGGAGAAAACGGAAAAACCACAUAUGAUUAUUUUAAGUAUAGAAGUGUAUCAUAUGUUAGAAGAAAAUGGCGGUGACUUUAAAAUGUUCGAGGAAAAAGCGAAACAACUCUUUGGAAUGCUCCAUAAAUUAAGUACCAACAGCCAGGUGAUUUGGCUCAACCAAUAUCCAACAAUAGACUUCGGCUUGAUGCCUCAUAUAUACAAAUUUGCGAUUAACUCAGAGAAGAUUCAUCAAUAUAACAAAGCUGUUCGUUACAUAAUCAAGAAUCCAAGCAAUAUCCGAAUUUGGGAUUCAAGUAAUACUUUGGCCGAGGAAUAUGUUCGUGGCUGUGUAAUUUUUCCAGAACGCGAAAGCGAAUUUUUUUUUUCAAAAACUAAAUUUGUCCCUUUUGAACCAAUUAAUACCAAACCCUAUAUCAAUUGUCAAGAUUUCAUACACAUUGGAUACGCAGCAUUGUCACAAGCAACACAAAUAUUUUAUAACGAUCUUUGCAAUGGAAAAGUUUAUUCCCUAGCUCCCUAGAGAGGGUAGUGUACUUAUUUAUUUUGUUUUUAAAACUUGAAGAAAGAUUGCAUAAAAACCAAGUUGAUGAAUUUUGAACAUUAUAUUUCAAAUUUAUCCAAAAAACAUUUGGUAUUUUUUCAUAAAUAAGUAUUUCAAAAUAAAGCAUCAUUAAAACAUACUUUUCUUAGUUAUUGUACUUAUUUUGUGCAAUUAUGUAUGUUGCGUUUUCCUUUGACAACGAUGUCUUCCCCAC